Molecule: messenger RNA, 3339 nt
Organism: Harpegnathos saltator (Jerdon's jumping ant)
Lineage: Eukaryota; Metazoa; Arthropoda; Insecta; Hymenoptera; Formicidae
Product: putative ATP-dependent RNA helicase DHX30
Exons: 13
Coding region: 64-3264 (1066 amino acids)
Cellular component (GO): nucleus; intracellular anatomical structure; cytoplasm
Molecular function (GO): RNA helicase activity; DNA helicase activity; G-quadruplex RNA binding
Source: RefSeq, a predicted model, not a curated record
GAAACUGGUAUCAUACGUAUAUAUAUUUGUACCAUAUAUUUUAUUUGCAAGGAAUACACAACAAUGUCAGGAACAUUUUUAGUAUUUGCUAAACACAGAUCAACAUAUAGAUGUAUACAACAAUGUUGUAUUCCAUAUUUGUAUAAAAAUGUUAAAGACAUGAAUGUACAUAGUGCAAUGCAAUACUGCACUUCUAUAAAAGAGGAAAAUAAGCAUUUAAAUAAGGUAAAAGACUUUGAAUAUGAGGAUACGAUAAACACAAAUAACUUAGAUAUAAAUACUAAAUCAGGAAACAUAAAAGGGCAAUAUAUCGAUGAUCUGCCCAAUGAUAUACAUAAUAAGGAAAAUAUUAAUAGUUUCACAUCCAAUAAAAUAUUAAAGGAUGAUAUUCUAAUAUCUAAAAAACUGAAACGGUUGUACCAAGUACCAAAAAAUUCCUUGCUGGAAAUUUACAGGAUGGUGUGUCAAGAACUAAAUGAUCAAACACUUUUAACUUCAAGUUACAAGCAAAAUCAUACUUCACAAUUAUGGGAGUUUACUUAUAAUAUCAAGUGGCCAGAAACCAUGUCUUUCACAGCAGUUAGUAGGACAAAGUCAUUAGCUGACAAAACUGCAGCUUUGAAAUGUUUAGAGUGGUUGGAAGUAAAUCGCAAGUUAAAAAACGGCGUACCGAUUAUAUACAGUAAGGAACAGAUAAGGAAUGUGCUAUUAAAGCGCUACGAAUUAAGAGUUGCCCCUGAAAUUUUGGAUAGCAUGGAAAACUUGAUUGAGACUUACAAAAUGAAAAUAAAAAUCCCGGCCGAUUCUCCUACUUUUUCGUACAACGUGCGCACAAUUGUGCCUGGCUACAAUGCUUUUGGACAUCCUGACGUAAAUGUGAAAAGAGUUCAAUAUCGCAACCGACUAUUGCAGAGUAGAUUGGCAGAGAGAUGCGUACGGAAUAGUGAUCUACCGAUCUUCGAAUUUAGGGACAAGAUUCUUUCCAUGUUAGAAAAUAAUCGAAUUCUAUUGAUUGAAGGAGAUACAGGAUGCGGCAAAAGUACCCAAGUUCCUCAGUUUAUAUUGGAUAGUUAUACGCGUAAUGGAAACGCCACCGAUUGCAAUAUCUUGGUGUCGCAACCGCGUAGGAUCUCGGCGAUCUCUUUAGGAGAUCGUGUUGCGUAUGAGAGAAGAGAGAUCCUGAAAGAUGUCGUUGGUUACCAAGUGAGACUGGAGAAUCAAACACCGCAGGAGCUCGGCAGGAUAGUCUAUUGCACCACGGGUAUACUGCUGAAGAAGUUGCAGUGCUCUCCUGGUUUAGAAGGAUGCUCGCAUGUAAUCUUGGACGAAGCGCAUGAACGUUCUAUCGACACCGACAUGUUGAUGAUUCUGCUGAAGAGAGCACUCGAUCUAAAUCCCGACUUGAAGAUUCUGGUCAUGUCGGCGACCAUAAACUCACAUUUGUUUCAAGAGUACUUUGAUUGCCCCGUCAUCAAAGUACCCGGCAGACUAUAUCCCGUGGAAAUGAACUUUCUGGAGGACAUAGAAAACCUGCCAGAUUUCGACAAGUACAAACCGUAUUUGCGUCAAGUCAAUGACAACAAGGAAUCGAUCUUGGUCGAUUACGUGAAAAUAAUACAGACAAUAAAAUGGAUUUCCGCGAACAAACCGCGCGGUACUAUCUUGUGUUUCCUACCAGGAUGGACUGAAAUUUCGCAAGUGCAGAGAAUGCUCGAGGACGACCCAAUCUCUUGUUAUAAACAAUUGCUCUUGCCACUUCAUUCGAAGAAGUCGCACAAAAUACAACGGAGGAUUUUUCAGGAAGUAGCCGACGACACGCGCAAGAUUAUUUUGGCGACGGAUAUCGCCGAAACUGGUAUCACCAUACCCGACGUGCGUUACGUCGUGGAUACCGCUAUACGAAGAGAGAUACGAUGGGACGAUACGCAAGAUUUACUGCGUGUGAGCAACGAAUGGAUCACCCAGGCGAACAUUAAACAGAGGAAAGGAAGAGCUGGCCGAGUUCAAUCAGGUAUUAGUUAUCAUUUGAUCAAAAGAUCAAAAUACGACGAUUUAAAAAAGUAUCCGAUUGCACAGAUAUUGUCUAGUUCGUUAGAAAAGAUAAUCCUCGAGAGUAAAACGUACAUAAACGAAAAGGCGGAGGUCUUUUUUAGCGAUUUUCUGGAACCGCCUGCUCCGAGCAGAGUACAGAAAGGGGUGAACUAUCUGAUAGAACUCGGAGCUCUGGACAACGAGGAAAAUCUCACAGCUCUGGGCAAACGAAUGAUAAUAUUCUCGGCACAUCCCAAGUUCAGUAAAGCAUUGGUGUACUCCACUAUUUUCAAAUGCAUACAUCCUGUUGUAACUAUAACCAGCAUCUUCUCCGGUGAAAACACUCUUUUCUCUGAUAUGUUGAGCGACAAGUCCAAAAUGAGGACGAAUAAAGCGACGUAUCACCCGUCGAGCGACCACGUUGCAAUGUCGUGGAUCUUCAAAACGUGGUACGCGCACAAUUCAGUGACAUCGCGUUUUGCACAGAAUUUCUGUACCGAAAUGGAUCUUCGACAUAAGAGAAUGAAGGUGUUAUCCUCGUUACGGGAGUUAUUUGUUCAACAGAUGAUCACGUGUCGCCUGUUGAGCAGUGAUAACACGCACAAUUACAACGCCGCCGACGAUGUUGCGAAUAAGUACGAGAAUAACGACGAGCUAGUUCGAGCUAUACUGUAUGCUGCCACGCAGCAGUUGAUCGAGCAUAAGAAUGUAGGAUUUAAGAAAGGAAUUGUGAGGACAGGCUUAAACGAGUUGCGAGUGCGAGGCAUGAAAGUCAUCAUUUCGGGGGAUAGUGUCAAUUACAAGCGCAAGGCUUGGCCGAGCCCGUACUUGACAUAUUUCUACAGUGAACACUGUAACAUGAGGCAACGCAUGGUGAUUCGCGAGACGAGCAUGGUGUCACCUCUGACAGUGUUACUUUUUAAUCAGAAGAAAAUUCAAUGUCACAAGCGAGACGACAGGACAGAACUGGAAAUCGAUAUUAAUAAACAGCAUACUAUCAACUUUUCUUGCGACAAAAGAACCGCUGAUACCCUCUUAAAAUUUAGAGACCUUAUGUGGUUUAUGGUACAGCAUUCGUUGGAGAAGCAGGGAGUCGAGUACGAUGAUUAUGGAUCGAGACUAAUGUCAUCAUAUAAAGAUCAACUAUUCGAGACUGUCGUGAAGGCUCUGAAUAAUUCGUCCGAAUGUAUAGAAGACAUGACGAGACUAGACAAUGACGAGACUAGACAAUGACUCAAAGACAAUGACGAGACUAGUGUAUAAUAAACUACGUUCUAAUAAUAAUCCUCAUAUUUUAUAUGAAACUUA